AUGUCAGAUCAAUCCCACCUUCAAACCCCAAAAACCUUUAGUUCCAUCACUCAAUUUUUACAUAACUGCUCCCAAACAAAAAAUCUAAGAGGCAUUAAGACUCUCUAUGCGCACCUAUUUAGAACAGGCUUACUCUACUCUUCCCCCAUUAUUCAAAGUAAACUCAUAUUCUCGUACACAACAUGCCUUCACGAAAACAACAUUAAAACCUUUACCAACUGCUUUAAAUUUAUAAACCACAACAACCCAUUACCCUUUAACGUUCUAAUAUCUGAUUUUUUUAGAAAUAGGUUAUCUUUUUGUUCUCUAAAAACCUUGUCUUUCAUGCAUUUUCAUGGUGUUCCUUUAGAUACUUAUGCUUUAUGUAGUUCUUUGGCGGCAUCAUCUUCUACAAAAGAAGUUACGUUUGGUAAAGAAGUACAUGCCCAUGUAAUGAAAUCAGGUUGGUUGUCUAGUGUUUUUGUUGGCAGUGCUUUGGUCGAUUUGUAUGCAAAAUUAUCGUUUGUUACUGAUGCCAAAAUGGUGUUCGAUGAAAUUCCUGUGAAGAAUAGCGUAUGUGCAAAUGCACUUUUAUCGGGUUAUUGUCAGGCUGAAUUGUGGGCUGAGGUUCUUGAAUUAGUUCGACUGAUGCCUAUAUUGAAGUUAGAUUAUGAUCACUUCACAUUAUCAGCAAUGCUACGUGCUUGUGCAGGACUAUCUGCAACUGAAUUUGGUAGGCAGGUGCAUGCUUAUUUGAUACGUAAAUUCAAUGAGGUAGAGAAUGAUGUAUUUAUGCAGAGUUCUUUGAUUGAGAUGUAUGGUAAGUGUGGUUCAAUGUUGAAGGCAUUGCACGUAUUCAAUUUGGCCGGUUAUAGGACAGGAGCUGAAAGAAACAAGGAUGUUGUUCUCUGGACUUCAAUGCUUGGUGUAUGCGGUAGAAAUGGACACUUUAAAGAUGUGAUUAAGUUAUACAAUGCAAUGUUGAGGGAAGGAACAAAACCAGACGAGGUGGCAUUUGUGACAGUAAUCUCAGCCUGUGGUCACACUGGCCAAGUCAAACUUGGGAUUGAGUAUUUUGAAUCCAUGGUUCGUGAUUACAAUUUGAAUCCUGGUCUAGAGCACUAUAGCUGCUUAGUUGAUUUGCUAUGCAGAGCAGGUGAAUUGGAAAAGGCAUGGAACCUUAUAAAUGAGAUGCUCCAUAAAGGCCAUGGCAUAGGCAGUGUUUCUAUGUGGGGGGCUUUACUUAGUGCUUGCUAUGAUUGUGGAAACUCUGAAUUGGGUAAACUGGCUGCUCAAAAAGCUCUUCAAUUAGACCCCCAGAAUUCUGGAAUUUACGUUAUGUUAUCCAAUUUAUAUGCUAAGUUUGGUAUGUGGAAUGAGAUUGGCCGAUUGAGAGAAUUGAUGAAAGAAAAAGGACUGAAGAAAGAUACCGGUUGUAGUUGGAUUGAGGUCACAAGUUGAAUGGAGUGGAAUAGAUUCUAAAGGAGAAUCGUAUUAUAUGACUAGGGUUUCCAUUUCAUUGAAGAGAUGAGGUUCCAUAUUAUGGUGCUUGCACCAGUGGUAUUUGUUUCUUGAAAGCCUGAAAUCUCAAGUAAUCAAAUGAUCCCAUCUAACCACUGUCGUAAUCUCAAAGGCGAGGAAAAGAUGAACAACUUGCAUUUUACUGAUUAAUAAUCUAAGAAUUCUGCUGAUUAUGUAAGCUGGAGAAUGCAAUGCCUGAACAAGCACAUGGCACUUAUAUCUAUUAAUUCUUGUUGAGGUUUCGACAGUCCUGCAAGGAUAGUGAGAAAGUUAAAACUGGUUAAUUGGCUGCUAAAGGGGGCAGUUAAACUGGUUCCUUAAAAUGCCAGGAUUGAUGUCAUAUUAUUAGAUUAGUAUCUAAAUUUGGUUUGUGCAACAGUAGAGGUAGUUGAUCCAGAAUUGAUCUGAUAUUUUGGCACCUUCAAGAAUCACACAUUCAUGGAGUAUAGCUGUAUGAAAGUAGAAUCAGCAAUGAAGAUAAAACCUCCGUGUACGCUUCGCAGUUCUUA
Pistacia vera is the source of this 2009-nucleotide messenger RNA. RefSeq names its product putative pentatricopeptide repeat-containing protein At3g23330. Lineage: Eukaryota; Viridiplantae; Streptophyta; Magnoliopsida; Sapindales; Anacardiaceae. Gene Ontology annotation, molecular function: RNA binding; protein binding. The transcript has a single exon. Bases 1 to 1440 code for a protein of 479 amino acids. Gene Ontology annotation, biological process: RNA modification. The record is from RefSeq and is a predicted model, not a curated record.